UAGAGGCCGUCGUACUGCCCGAGCAUGUUUGGUUUGUAGCCUGUUGUUGCUUUUUUCCAGUGGUACAAACUCCAACGUAAAUCCGAGGAAUAUACAACUGGAAACAAACGAGUUCAGCUCUAAGUAACAACCUGUGGUCGCUCACCUUUGGAACUGCACAAUGCUGCGCAUUUUGAACAGGGAAUCCUUCUUUGGCUUGGAUCCUGUCCAGCAGCAGCAGCUUCUGAUAGGGUCAGCGGUGGCAGUAGGGGGCAUACUGGCAUACACAAUGUACAAAAGAAGACAAGUCAAGAGGAUUCCUCUUGGUGAAGGAUGGUGGGGAGCAGGAGAGGCGCCACUGUCAGAGGAUGCUCAAAUCUACCCUUUUCAAGUCCAGACCUCAGAUGAAGAGAUUCAGGACCUUUAUGAGCGCCUUGAUAGAGCCCGCUACACAAAUCCUUUAGAAGAUAGUGGCUUCCAGUAUGGUUUCAAUUCCACUUAUCUCAAGAAAGUGAUUACCUAUUGGCGACAAGAGUUUGACUGGAAAAAGCAGGUGGCAAUGCUUAACAAGUAUCCACACUUCAAAACCAAAAUAGAAGGAUUGGAUGUGCACUUUGUCCAUGUGCGACCACCACCCCGUGAGAAUCAGAAGGUCCUGCCUCUUAUGUUUGUUCAUGGCUGGCCUGGCUCCUUCUUUGAGUUCUACAAGAUUCUGCCAGUUCUCACACAGAACCACGAUGGUGUUGCAUUUGAGGUCAUCUGUCCAUCUAUUCCAGGCUAUGGCUAUUCAGAAGCCCCUCAUAAACAAGGAUUCAACAGCCUUGAUGCUGCCCGAGUUUUCCUGAUACUGAUGGAGCGUUUAGGGUUCUCCCAGUUCUAUCUGCAGGGAGGAGACUGGGGCUCUCUCAUCACCACCAACAUGGCACAGAUGAAGCCUGAGUGCGUGAAAGGGCUCCACUUAAACAUGUGUUUAUCAAGAAAGGGAUUCAAAGUGCUGUUGUCCCUCAUCAUUGGUCCUUAUCUGCCUUUCCUGGUGGGCUUCAGUCGGGAAGAUGUCCGCCGGCUGUUCCCUUUCUUUGAGAAGAAUGUCUGGAACAUGCUGAAGGAGUCAGGCUACAUGCACAUUCAGGGCACUAAACCAGACACUGCAGGCUGUGGAUUGAAUGACUCUCCUGUAGGCUUAGCUGCCUACCUUCUGGAGAAAUUCUCCACCUGGACAGAUAUGAAGAACAGAGAUCUGGCCGAUGGUGGACUGGAGAGGAAAUUCAGCCUGGAUGACCUCUUGACAAAUGUCAUGAUCUACUGGACCACAGGCUCCAUUGUCUCCUCAAUGCGCUUCUACAAAGAGAACUUCAAGACUGAUCCUGAUCAAAGGGUGGAUGGAAGAACAGGGAUAUUUGUGCCCACUGGAGUGGCUGCCUUCCCCGAAGAGCUGAUGCACUGCCCUAAAUCGUGGGCAGAAAUGAGGUAUCGAAACAUCUGCUCCUACACUUUCAUGCCUCGAGGUGGUCACUUUGCUGCCUUUGAGGAGCCCCAGCUUCUAGCCAAGGACCUUGUCCAGUUUGUCCAGAAAGUAGAGACAUUCUGAAUUUGAACCCUUUGAUGCACUCUCAAA
Monopterus albus (swamp eel) is the source of this 1594-nucleotide messenger RNA. It is a transcript of the gene ephx5, whose product is annotated as epoxide hydrolase 5. The record is from RefSeq and is a predicted model, not a curated record. Lineage: Eukaryota; Metazoa; Chordata; Actinopteri; Synbranchiformes; Synbranchidae. Gene Ontology annotation, biological process: arachidonate metabolic process; epoxide metabolic process. The coding region runs from base 161 to 1567 and encodes 468 amino acids. Gene Ontology annotation, molecular function: epoxide hydrolase activity. The transcript has 10 exons.